Messenger RNA from Calliphora vicina (urban bluebottle blowfly), 8433 nucleotides. RefSeq names its product E2F transcription factor 1 (gene E2f1). Gene Ontology annotation, cellular component: RNA polymerase II transcription regulator complex. Gene Ontology annotation, molecular function: protein dimerization activity; RNA polymerase II cis-regulatory region sequence-specific DNA binding; DNA-binding transcription factor activity, RNA polymerase II-specific. Lineage: Eukaryota; Metazoa; Arthropoda; Insecta; Diptera; Calliphoridae. Gene Ontology annotation, biological process: regulation of transcription by RNA polymerase II. Bases 2314 to 5019 code for a protein of 901 amino acids. The transcript has 8 exons. The record is from RefSeq and is a predicted model, not a curated record.
CUUCGUUUGCUACACUCAUUAAUGGUUGUGGUGUGUUUAUUUCUGCUCAUAUACAAUAAAUAAGUUUUUGGUUUUUUGAUAAUGUCGCGGUGGAAUUAAACCUUUUACACAAUUUCUUUUAUUUUGUUGUUUUUUUGGGGUUUUGAUAUAGUAUAUUGUAGUAUAUAUAAAAAUUGUUGUUGUUUUUGGGGUUGUAUAACUAAAUAAAUGUUGAAAAAAGACGAGGCGUUUUCAAAACGAAGUUACACAUCUAUUACUAUUUGUAAAUGACAAGAAAGCGAGAGAAAAAAAUCAAGUGAAAUAAUAAGUUCGUUCUUAAGUAUUAUUAAAGAAAGAAACUAAAUACAUAAAAUGUUUAAUAGCUAGCAAACAAAAAAAUCAAUUUCAAUAAGUUAAACAAAAAAUAUAAAAGAUAAAAUCCCUCGUUUAAAAUCGUUAUAAAUCGUUUUUAACCCAAAAACCAAAAAUAAAUCUAAAGAAGAAUCUUGAAAUUUUAUUAAAUGAAAAUUUAAGAAAAAGAGAGAAAACACCACAAAUAAAUAAACUGGCAACUCAAGCAAAGAAAACAACAACAACAAAAAUAGCUACCUAUAAAAUGAAAUAAAUUAAAAAAGCACCUUCACCAAAAUAAUAUAUACACGGAGAAACUAUUUAUUAAAUAAAAAAUAAAAAACCAAACCACAAUAUAAAACAACAACAAACCAGCUAACAGUAUAAUGUGUCAUUUUAACAUAUUUGAUAACACCAAACUGUUAACAGCACAUACGACCACCACAACAACAACAAUAACAGCAAUCAUAACAGUCCUAAAGAGAUAAUGUUAAUUGUUAACAUUAAUAUACUAAAUGCAUCUAUCACACACACAAUCAUUAGAUGCUGCUGUUGAACUGUCAAAACAAAAACAAGAAUUUACAAAUAAGUGAGAGCAAGAAAAACCUAAAAGAGUUAACGAAAGAAAGAGAGUGAAAAAGUAAAUCUCAUUUAAAAUAGAAAUCCUUUAGCAAAUCAUCUGUGAUAUAUCUUCCAAUUAUCUGCUGCUAGCUACACUUAAACAAAACUUUUUACAUAAAUUAUUUGAAAUUCUAACUACGUGACUCCAACAAGAAAAGCCAUCAUCAUAUUUCUUCUCUCUACCACCGAUUUUAUUUUCUAACUACAUAUUUUGUUCAAGUUGUGCUCUUUGAAACUGACGCAUCAUCAAUUUACUACAACACUCUGGCACUCAUGUCAAAAAUAAAAUAGAAAUAUAAAAGAAAUUUGGUGAAAAAAAAGAGGAAUUUAAUUUUGUUAGCAGGCCACUGUUAACUUCACAUAGACUGUAGGGUAGAGUUACCCACUCUGGGGGUUUUCAUCCAUGCUACUUCAUACUUUAUUCUACUCGUUAAGCCACCGCCAGCCACCAGCAAACUCCAUCUAACGCCGCCGCCGCCACAUUUUAUAAUACGUGCUGUUAAAAACGUAAAGUAUACUACUGGAAAUUGUAAAACUGGCUGACACGACAAUUCUAAAAAACCCUUACAAAAACUAUAAACAACAAUGGCGGCAUAGACUUUCCUCUACACCGAGAAAAAUACACAAAAAGAUGUAAUGGAAUCCUUAGGUGCUAAUUUUAGAAAUUAGGAAACAUUAAACAAAUAUUUAAAUAAAUAAUUCAACAAAGUACAACAAUUGCAACAUUUAAGCAAAUCCAAAUAAUAAAUGAAUUCAAAAGGAACGGCAACAAAUUCCUUCUUACACUCACAAAACAAACAAAAAGCACUCAAGAAAAGCAGCUGAAAACUGAAAUACGUUGAAUGUAUUUUUGAAACGAAAGUAAAGAUUUUUCUUUUUUGUGGAAAUGCUUAAAGUACAACAACAACAACAUUUCAAAAAGAGUUGUUAAAGAAAAAAGAACGAAAAAACUUAAAAAGAAAAGUGUAACUACAAUCUCCCUUUUAUCCUCCUACACCUACAUAAAAAAAAACAAAAGAAAAAAAAACCACUCCAAUUUUAUUAGGUAAAACAAAUAUUUUAAGUAAAACAACAAACAAAAAAUAGUUUCAAAAACUAAACAAAAAAUUUAAAUAUAAUGGUAGUAUUUUAAGAUAUCAGCAAAUAUUAAGAAAGCCAGAAAAAAAGAAUCAGCCUAUUAAGCACAAAGUUUUAAAGAAAAGUUAAAACAAUUAUUUUGUUUUUAAAGCAAAAAUAACAUUAUUAAUAUCACCCAAGUAAAGGCCAGCCGUAGCAAUAAAGAACCCCCAGCUAAAAGCAGACAGACAGAAAGAACGAACGAACGAAACAUUUUAAAACGUUUCAGACGUUUAAAAUCGUACAAUGUCAAAAUAUUUCAUUAAUACAACAACAAAUGCCAAUGCUGCAGCCACUAGUAAUGUUUAUCAAGUCAAUCAAAAUGUGGGUACAACAACAACUAACUCGUCUGUCUCCGCCACAGGAACAUCAAGUGCUAUACGAAAAUUAUUUAGUGAAACUUCGUCCAGCACAAAGACACACAACAAUACGAACACUUCAGCGUCGGCUGCAACAAGGGGUGGUUCUGCUAGUGCUAAAACAACAAGAAUUUUUAUGACAACAAGUCAAGCGCAACAGCACCAACAACAACAGCUUCAUCAACAACUGCAACAAAAUGCGCCCAACACCACCAACAUGGCUACACAUUUGUUAGAUCAUGGUUAUGGCGUUACACUGACCCCGCCAACGUCAUCGACCAGUGUGGUGGUGGGCCAACAAACCGCCUCGGUUUUGUCUACAACAUCGACCUCAGCACCAACAUCGGGAACAGUUGCUGUUUCUGUUACUUCUAAUACAAUACCUGCCUCGCAACAACAACAACAACUACAACAACACCCACAAAAAUUCAAGCCUACCGAUAUGACACAAUAUUACAAGGUGAAACGGCGUAUACCUAUGAAUGAUAGUCAUCCGAAAAAACAGGCCAAACAAAGUCUACAACAUCAAACACCUUAUCAGCAGCAGCAACAACAACAGCAAACACAGCAGCAGCAACAUCAUGUUGUUAUACGUUCAAACACUAACAAACAGCAAACACCUCAAAUUCAUCAUCAACAGCAACAGCAACUUUCAUUAAAUUUUGCCACCCCAUCACCACAACCACCCCGACCGCCGUCAUCCGCCUCCUCUACAUCAUCAUCUUCAGCCCUAAUGGCACCAAAUUUUCUCUAUAAAAUCGGUACAGCCUCUUCCAAUAGUCACAGCGCCAACAAUACGGGCUCCUCGGCUAAACGCACACCCGAAGGUAAUCGUGCCGACACUUCAUUGGGCAUAUUAACAAAGAAAUUUGUUGAUCUUCUGCAAGAAUCACCCGAUGGUGUGGUCGAUUUAAAUGAUGCCUCCGCAAAAUUGGCCGUACAAAAACGUCGUAUUUACGACAUAACCAAUGUGUUGGAGGGUAUUGGUAUACUGGAGAAGAAAUCGAAAAAUAAUAUACAAUGGAAAUGUGGCAAUUCGCUGUUGACAUCGGAGCGCUCGAAUGAUAUUAAAUUGGAGAAUGAACGUCUCGAACAGAAGGAGAAUGAAUUGAAUAUGUUGAUUGAUGAGAUACGUAAUGAGUUGCAUGGCGAGAUAUCACGUAACGAUCAAUUGGCAUAUGUGACGCACAGCGAUCUAUUGAAUGUCGAUCUGUUUAAGGAUCAAAUAAUUAUAGUUAUUAAAGCACCACCAGAAGCAAAACUUGUGUUACCUGAUUCUCUUAAUCCUCGUGAGAUACAUGUUAAGGCGGAAAAUAAUGGUGAAAUCAAUGUAUUCCUUUGUCAUGAUAACUCACCGGAAAAUUCACCAAAUUUCGGUUCCUCCUCCUUGGCUCAACGUCAUGCUCCUGCAGCAAUACAACAGCGCCAUCAUCAUGAUACCUUGAUUACUGAUAUGGAGGCCGAAAAGAGGCAUAGAUUAGGUUUAACAGCUGUAACAGCACAACCAUUAGCAUCUACAUAUCCGGCGGCAGCCACAAAUUUGGUACAGCGUUCGGCUCAACGUAAUCUUAGCAAGUCAAUAGAAGCUGCAGCCCAACAAGAGGCUGCAUCGCUUAUCGAAGUUAAUUAUACAACUCAGGAUCAACAGCAUCAUCAUCUGCAUCAGCAUGAGCAAUCAAAUUCUUCGUUAUUAAAUGAAGAUGAUUUUAACAUGUUCCCCUCUAUAACAAGGCCGGUUAUAACACAUGUUGUUAGUGAACAGCAUCAACAACAAAGGUCACAACACAUACAAAAUUCCCAAGAGCAAAAGUUAACAGCUGAAGAGGAAGAUGCUUUGGUCUCCUAUCAAAGUUUAAUUGUUUGUUCUAAUCAGCAGCAACAACAGCAGCAGCAGCAACAACAACGUCGUCAUACCGGUGACAGCAAUCCGGAUAGUAAUGAUUCUAAUCAAACCCUUACGCUUACUAGUUGUAAUAAUACAACGAACACGAACAUGCUGUCGAAAAAAUCUGGCUUACGAAAUGAUGUCACUUUGGUGAAUUGUGCAAUGGAACAGCAGCAGCAAAAAAGCUCUCAACAUACCAGUUUAUUAACAUCCUCUUCGUCAUCGUCUUCAUCACAAGUCCCAUCAAAUAAUUCGUCAUCGGCGACUUCACCUCAACAUCAACAGCAAGACAAUUCUCCAACACAUUUGAAUUAUGAAACGAUUACACACAAUAAUCAACAAUUACAAACAACAACCACCGCUGGCGGCCAACAUCAACAACAAUUGCAACAUCAUCAGCAACAGCAACAGAUUCAUCAUCAUCAUCAGCAGCACCACGAUAUACAGCAACAACUUGAUAAUAGUAUUGUUGUUAACACCUCGUCGAAUAAUGAUGAUCUUUCACACAUGCACGUUUCAAAUUCAAAUUGUAGUUCAGGCGUCCGGAACGCUUUAAUUUCGGAUAGUGUCAACCUUAGUCCCACAACCUAUAAUUAUUUUGAAGACUUGCCGCCAUUGUUGCCCAUUGAACCACCACUGGAUGGUUUAUAUAAUUUCUCUUUAGAUCAGUCAGAGGGUCUUAAUGAUCUAUUCCAUGAUUUUGUAUAAACAAAUAACCGCCCUCUUGUCCUGUUCCUUAAAAACCAACCGAGCAACCAACCAACCAACCAACAUACACACGCAACACACCCUUGGAAAAUGUAUCAUCAAUCUAAAUUUUUUGUUUCUUUUUUAUUAUAUUUUUUAAAUUAUAAUUUUAAAUUAUAAAACAAUUAAAAAAUUCAAUAUAAAAAUAUAUAUAUUUUUUUUAUUAUAUUUUUAAAUUAAAACAAACAAACAUAAAAAACUAGUGGAAAAUAGUUUAAAAAUUAAAUUUAAAAAAGAAAAACACAAAUAUAUACAUACAUAUAUAGUCUGAUGCAAAAGAAAACAAAAAACAAUGAAAAAAAAAGCAAACAAUUUAUAAAAUUAAUUUAUAAUACGGAAAGAAAAAAACCAAUUUAGUCAUAUAAAACAAAAAGUUUGUAAAUUCUAAAAUCAGGUUUUCAAUUUACAAAAAAAAAAAUAACUAAUACAAAAUAUUUGUAAUUUAAAUUAAAACACUCACACAAAUUAAACAAAACAAAUAAAAUAUCAGUGUAAAAUAUUCUUCAAAAUGGCAUGUUUUUAAAACACUUGAAAAUUUUCUUAUAUAAAUGUAAUUGAAAAUUAAAACUCAAAAUUGAAACUACAAUUUGUAAAUUAAUCAAAAUUAACAUAUAGUUCUGUUUUUUUUUUCUAUUUUUUUUUUUAUUUGUAAAUUUUUAUUUUUUAUUAACUAUUAAAUAUUCUCAAAUUUUUGGCUUUUAUUUACAAUGAAUUUAGUUUCAUUCUUUUUAUGUAAAUUAAUGGUUAUUCUUUCUAAAAUCUUUGUAAAAUUUUGUUCAUUAUUAAAGCAAUAGUUUUUUUUUUUGAUUUUUUCGAAACUUUAUAUACUAUCAUUUACACAGUAAAUUUUCUUUAAAAAAAAUAUAUAAAAUAAAAACAAGUAAUUGCAUUUUUUGUUAAUUUUUAUUUUAUUUUUUAAAAUUUUAUAAUAAUUUAAAUUUAAAAUGAAAACAAAAUGUUUAUAGUGAAUCAGCAGCAAAGCAAACAAACCUAAGAUAGCAAAACAAAAACAAAAAAAAACAACAAACUUAUUUUAAUGCUAAACGCUUAUAUUUUUAUACAUUUAAAACACAUACAUAAUAAUUAAUAUAAAUAUAUUUUGUUAUUGUUAACAAAUAGUAGAAAAAAACCAACAACAAGAAAACCACAAACAAAUGUAAAACUGCAAAUACCAAUUAUUUUAAAAAUCUUUUAUUUUGGUUAUUUGUAAUUUACUUCCUCCUCUCCUGUUACUUAUUUUUACUAUUUUCUUUGUUAAGUAAAAAAAAAAUAUCACACAUACUCACACACUCAAAAGUUUUGAAAAGACACUUUUCCUUUUGCCUUGUUCUGUUAAUAAAUACAUAUUAUAUUAUUUUAUUUUAUUAUUAAAAGCUCAACAAUUAUUAAAAUCUAAUUAUGUUUUCUUAAGUAAAUAACCUCAUUAUAAAAAAAACAAACACAACCAAGCAUUUGAAUUUAUUUUUAGCUGAUUUUAAAGGUUUUUUUCAUUCAACUAAAGAAGAGUUUUGACUUGAAGAUCAAAUACCAAUUAAUAAUCUGAUUAGUUAAUCUUGAUAUUUUGGAGUCCUAGUUAAAACUUUGUAGUAUUGCCAUACUGUGCUGAGAACAAAAAUUGGAAAAAUUGCGAAAAAUCAAAUUAAUGCAAAAAAUAUAUUUUCAAAUCUUCCUUAGCACUGGCGUGUUUUCUUACAUAUAUAUUUUUUGAUCCGCUGUUUGUACUUUCUUAUUUAUUCCAGAGAUUAACCUGUCAAUAUUGGCCGCUUUGAAAGCAACAUUCGAAGAUUAAUCUUAACUUAAUCUUCAAGUCAAAAAUCAGCUCAUAGUUUUUCCAAAACAAUUUUCGAGUCCUUAAAAAAACUUGAUUUUUUUUCUCAAAGUUCAAAUUCAUUGAGUUUCUAAAUUACUGGUGUACUCGUUAAAUCGAUUUAUAAAUUAAAAUGUUCGAAUAGAAUUACCGAGUUUAUAUGAUUUUAAAAGAAUAUUUUAACCAUAUCUCUUUAGUGCGGGAACUUUGCAGAAGAUUUUCGAAUCACAAUGUAAAUUAAAAAAUUUUAUUUUUUAAUUAGUUCUGUACUUUUUAUUGACUAGUAUGUAGCUGCUGCAAACAGGGAAUGCAAAAUUGAUAAUCAGCCUUAUCAUGUAUGGCGUAGUCGUUUUACGACAGCGACAGUUUCGUACUAGAUUAAAGAAAUUAUUCAACCUGUUUCAUUAAUCUAUUACGAAACUGUCAUUGUCGUAAAACGCCUACGCCUUACAUGAUAAGGCUGAAUGUCUAUGCAUGGUAUUUUAAGGAGCGGUUAUAUCCUGUUCAUACACACAAAGUUCUUUUCGAUAUUAGUUAUUAGCUCAUAAUAAUUUUAUUUAUACAUUAUUAAAGUUUUAAAUUUUUAAAUUCUAUAACUGGGAAUUUAACGAAACCAACUGAAAUUCAGGGUUUAUAUUUCUUUACAAACCACUAAUAGUAAUGCAAUAAGGACAUGAAUUCUGUAUUACAAAUUCUGGCUUCGGAUCCAAACUUGCCAACUAUUUAAAAAAGAAAUUUUUUUAGUUGAGAAUUUAUUUCAUACCCUAAAUUGCUAAACAAAUUCAAACAAAAUCUAAAGAAAAAUUUAAAUGUUUACAAAAAAUUUGAGGUUACUUAAAAAAAAAAAACAACAAUUAGAUAAGUAAUAAUGAUUUAAUUUGUAUGUGUUCUUUUUUAAAAGCUAUUAAAAAACACUUCACCUUCUUUUAUGACACACAUUACUCUCCCUGUUAUUCAUAUCUAAUGAUGUAUCAAUAAUAUUUCCCCUCUUUAUUGUAUCUAUCCAAUACAAUAAAUUUAUUUCUUUUUUUUAGAAAAAAAUAUAAUAAAAUAGUUAAACAAAAAUCUUUUAAACAAAUCAUAAACUAAAGAAAGUCUUUAUUCUUAAAACUCAAAUAAAACAAAAUAUAUCGAAUAGUUAAACAUAUUCAAAAUAAAAAAAAAAAACUUUAAAAAAAUAUUGUAAUACAAAAAUCUUAUAAAAGUAAUAAAUUUAAUAAAUGGCAAAACAACAUAUUGUUUUUUUUUAUUAUUUUAAUAAAAUCUAUUAUAUAAAUUGAUCGAUCCCCUAAAAUAACAAACAUUUUGUUAUUUUUUAUUAUUAAUAUUAAAUAAACAAAAUAAUUAUUAUUUUAAUUAAUAAAAACAAAUUAUAUACAUACAUAUAAAUAUUAUUUUGUAAUAUAAAAAACAAAAAACAUAAAUGUAAUUAAUUAAUAAAACAAAAUAUGUAAACAUCAAUUGUUAAGUACUUUUUAUUUUUUCUUUCUAAAAUAUAAAAAAAAAUAAAAUAAAGAAAUGUUAAGUUUAACCCAAAAAAAGUAAUCACGAAAAAAAUAACUAAUUAA